Molecule: messenger RNA, 3963 nt
Organism: Penaeus monodon (black tiger shrimp)
Lineage: Eukaryota; Metazoa; Arthropoda; Malacostraca; Decapoda; Penaeidae
Exons: 5
Coding region: 492-3038 (848 amino acids)
Biological process (GO): monoatomic ion transmembrane transport
Cellular component (GO): membrane
Molecular function (GO): protein binding; transmembrane signaling receptor activity; extracellular ligand-gated monoatomic ion channel activity
Source: RefSeq, a predicted model, not a curated record
AAUAGUUUUAUAUAAGUCUUUUUUUGUAAGUGAAACAAGCGCUCGUGACUUACCUGAUCAUGUAAGUUCUGACGACUUUUUGACUGCGUAAACACUGACGAUUUGCUAACCGUAUGACUAUUUACGAUUGUCUGACUUCAUAUGUGCUGACAACUCAUCGGCUUUAUAAGUGCUGACAACUCACAGCCUGGAGAAGAAUCUACAAGUACUGACACUGACACUGCCUGUAGAAUAGUUUAAGUGCUGAUGACACAUGGGGCUGUAUUAGUACUGACGACGUACUGACUGUAUAACCGCUGACAACUCAGUACAUGCAGAAGAAUCUAUAGAUAUUGACGAUUUGCCGAUCGUAUAUAAGUACAUAGGAUUGUCUGACUGCAUAAGUGCCGAAAACACAUUGCCUGAAAAAAACAGUUCAUAGGUAAUAACGAGUUUCUGACUCCUUGGAAGUGCUUGAACGACCUAAUGACCCUUCCUUCGCUGUGAAGGUCAUGUUAAGGUCAAUAUUCUUGCUCGCUCUCCUCGUGGUCUUCCCUCUGCAUGCUGUUUGGGCUUCUGAAGGGGACAAUGUUAUUCCGACUGUGAAAUCGUACGACCUGUUUCCCGAGGAAGAUAUGCACGACCAGAGAGCCCUGGUGAAGCUCCCCGACGCCACAGUGGAUAUGCGAGUCCCUUUUACCUUCUGUUUUUGGAUCUUCUCGGAUUUCCAGGCAGCAGAUGGAUCAAUUAUCCACCUGUACGACGCCACUGGCCACCUGGAUAUCAUGGAGCUGGACGGCUACCUGUGUGUGUCGUUCAACCAGAGCUGUCCGACCGAGCUGAGCGAGGAGCGCCUCCUCGUGCGCACGUGGCAGCACCUCUGCCUGACCGUGAACGGCACGGGCAUCACCCUGAGCACCAACGGCACGUCAAGCACGAAGCAGGUGGCGGACAUCCUGGCCUGUCAGAUCGGCCGGGCCAACAUCUACAACGUGUCCAUGGUGCUCGGGUCGAGGCUGAAGAGUCAGAGUUUUUCGGGCAGCGUCGUCGACACGAGGUUCUACAACAGGCAGUUGGGGCAGAGGGAGAUCGCCGAUUUUGCGAACUGCUUUCCUGGACCCCAGGAUUUCUUGCCAAUCCCCGAGGCUGAGGCCGAGGGCUCGGCGGCAGUCAGCAACCGCCCUCUGACGGAGAUGUGCGAGCAGCCGUCCAAGGAAUUUCUGGCUCUGAUCGUCGUCCGCAACAACCACAGGGAAGCCAAGGGCUUCUGCGAGGCCUUGGAUGGCAGACUGAUCGACGAAAGGGACAACUAUACCCUUCUGGCGGAGCAAAUCGCCGACAGCAGGGACGUCUAUGACAGCACCGUGCAGGUCUGGACCAGGGAGUUGACGAAGGGGACCCACGGCUGGGCGCUGUCCGUGACCCGCACCUCCGAGGGCAGCGUCCACCACACCAUGGAGUACAACUGCCACGUCCGCUUCCAUGCCGUCGCCUGCUUCAUCCCGUCGGACAAGACGAUCUUCAUGAAGAGCGACUCCGUGCAGGAGUUCAGCCUCUUUUCGCACCGACGCCAGCUGAUGCUCCAGUCGGAGUCCGGCGAGGUGCUGUCGAAGGCCUCGUGCCCCGGGAACGAGAGCAUCUGCUUCGUCAUCAGGCGGAUGGGCAAGGUCGAGAAGUACUCCGUCCUGGGCAGCCAGCACCAGAUCCUCGGCCGCAGGGAGUGGGUCAGCUCGACCACCAGCAAGCAGUUCAAGGCGACGCUGUCCACCUGCGGGAAGGGCUUCUUCACCUGCGACGAGGGGACCUGCAUCGACCUCAAGAAGCGGUGCAACGGCCUCCACGACUGCCCCGACGAGAGCGACGAGGGCAGCAACUGCGUCAUGAUGGCCGAGCUGCCCUCCACAUACUGGAACAUGGUGUGCCCCGAGGCGCAGCCCGUCGUCGCCGUGGACGUGGCCCUCGACGGGGUCCGGGAGGUCAUCCUCGCCAAGAACGAGUUCGAGGCCAUUCUCUCCAUCAACACCUCCUGGACCGACCACCGGCUCCUCUUCAUCAAUCUGGGCGGCGCGCGGGUAGUCCUCCACGAGGACAUCGUGAGUCAGCUGUGGGUGCCCAACAUCGAAUUCCUGAACGCCAGGUACCAGGACAACCUCAGCUUGAGGACGAAGUCGUCGUUGCAGGAGCUGUACACGGUGAAGGCGCUGAGCAACGGCACGCAGGGGACGCUCAACAGCUAUGAAGCAAUGAAGCACAACGGUUCGGAUGUGGUGAUCAGCCGCACGAUCAAAUACCUGUUCGCUUUCUCGUGCCAGUACGACUUCUUCGCCUUCCCCUUCGACACUCAGACGUGCGACAUGGAGUUACACCUCCAGCCUUUCCAGGGUUGCCAGCCGGAGUGGAAUACCUCGAGCGGAGGCAUACGCGUCUACGGAAACAAGUCUACGAUCUCGAUUUACUCCGUUUCGGAACUGCGGUACACCUUCGAUUUCAAGAACCGGAACGUGCUGACGCUCAAACUCCUCUUCGUCAGGAGGUUCGAGGCCUUCCUGCUGACGACGUUCCUGCCGUGUAUCAUCCUGUGCGCUCUCUCACAGCUCACGCUCACGCACUUCAACAUCGACGACUUCACCGACAGAAUCACCGUCACGCUCUCGCUGCUCAUCGUCAUCGCCUCCCUCUUCUCGCAGAUGUCGUCCAGCGUGCCCAGCUCCCCGGUGCCCAAGUGCGUCGACUUCUUCUUCUUCUACUGCAUCCUGAGGGUGAGCAUCGUCUUCUUCAUGCACAGCUCCAUCGGCAGGAGCAUGGCGCCGGGAGACAGGCAGGAGGACGUGCUGGUGGCCACGAGAGGACCCAUGAACACGCUGAAGGUGGCGUGGCCGGAGAAAUCCCAAGGACAGAAGCAACCCUGGAGUACCUGCCGCUCGAGGGCCAUCAACGCCGCCGGGAUUUGCGUGACCUUGCUCCUCGAUGUCCUCGUGACCUUCGUCUUCGUCGUGUGGAUCAUAAGGGAUCACUAUGAAAGCCACAACCAGUUCGCCAAAUAUAAUCGCACCGAGUGAAACUGGGGGUGUGGUUUGUUUAAAUCUUGAAAAAAGUAUCGUAAGGAAAUGGGGGCGGGAAGGCCAUUUUAUUUUCAGAUUGUGUAAAAUCUAGUAUAGAGGAAUAUUAGUAGGGUAGGAAAGUAUCUUUUUAUUUUUAUUUUUAUUCAUUUAUUUAUUUUUUUUAUUCGUAAAACGCAGUAAAACACCUUUUUGAUCUGUUCAAUCCGUGAAAAAGCCUGUGAAGUAUGGAGUUGUAAUGUAGAGAAUAUUUAGGUGGAAUUGAAAUGUUCUUUCCUCAUUUGGCUUUUCCCGAAUUACUGUAAUUACUUAUUUAUUAAUCCUCUCUUUACUAUAAAAAAAAAUCGAAAUAGAUCCCUUGAUUGUCUCCAAGCGAAUGGAAAAGGACAUUACCUUGUGACUUGAGGCUAACUUGUUCUUUUCAAAACAUAUUCAUUGUAAAUAAGCCCUUCCUUCUUGUUCUUUUUCUUCUUCUUCUUCUUGAGCGGCAGAGGAAGGUCACUUUCACAUUAGUAGAUAAAACCAGUAAUAGAAAAUCUAUGAGUCGUUAAAAAAAAGAAAGAAAAAUCAGCUGCCUUAAGUAGAGUUCCUCAGGCGAUUGCCGAAAUCAGCAAUUGUUAGUGUGUUUUAGCGUGUUUUUUUUUCUCAAUCUCUUUUUUUUUCUACUGACAUAUAUCUUUCAAAAAGGGGAAACUGCUUCAUUGAUAGGAUGUAGAAUGAUAUUAUAGCGAUAAGGAUAAUAGUAGCAGGCAUGUAGUAUGUGGUAGUUGUCUUAGUUUGUCAUGACUAUAUGUUCUGUAUAUGGAGCACUUUCAUAUGAUGAUUGCUCUAUAACACCAUUUCCUUGUCAAUAAGUUUUAACUGUAUUUCUACAGAAUGUGGAAUAAAAAUUAGGAAAACGUCACGUAAUAUCAUUCCACACAUC